Messenger RNA from Nipponia nippon (crested ibis), 471 nucleotides. The record is from RefSeq and is a predicted model, not a curated record. NCBI's taxonomy places the organism in Eukaryota, Metazoa, Chordata, Aves, Pelecaniformes, Threskiornithidae.
AUGGAGGGAGAGGGCUCCUACACGCUGCCGACGGGCACCGAGUACCGGGGGGCGCUGAAGGACGGGAUGUUCCACGGCGAGGGAGAGCUGCUGUUCCCCAACGGCGGCAGAUACCGGGCGGUCUGGCACCGCGGGGUGCCCACGCAGGGGAAAUACACUUUUGCAGAUGGUCUCGAAUACAAAGAUAAAAAAUGGCAUUACUGUGAUGGCUACGACAGAAGAUUUUAUACAGAAAUCUGUUCUGGUCUUAAACCAGCAGACAUUUCUCAGCUUACAAAUCUGGAUCCUCCCAAGAAAAUCCCAGAAGGAUGUUACGACUGUGGUGAGGGAUUCUAUAAUCCUGAAACCAGAGUUAUCGUUGACUACAAACUCAGGUUUCUGAGAAACGCAGAUGACAAUGAGCAUGAAUGGAUCGUUCGGACCUGCCGGAAAGCUUGGGACGAAACAAUUGAACAUAAACCGAAACCAUGA